GGGCCAGUACAAGCCGGCAGGCGCUCCGGACCAGUUCGUGUUUUCCCGUCGCACCGCUAAUCGCCGUGGCCCGCCGUGGUCGUCAAUCGUCACUCGUCGUCCGCGUCGUCGUCGUAGUUACUAGUUAUUGCGCCGCUGAGACAGCGUCGUGACCGCCGCGAAAACGAUAUAUUAUCUUAAUAUAUCAUACGCCAACGAUAAUUCGGUCGCGAUUUUUACUAUUUUUCGUAUUUAUUAUUUCGUCGUUGAAUUUUUUGGUUUUUUUUUUUUUUUGGUGAUUUUUCGGCGAAAAGUUACGAUUGUUUUUAUUCUAUAAACACUACUUUUAUGUGCGUUUGCGCCAUGAAGACCAGACGGUGACAUCGAAGUUAGCCACGAGCGACGGAAAAGUACAUUUCGGCGGAAUCUCCAUUGGAUAUGCUGCUCGCCUACUUGUCGAUUUAAAAUUAAACAUGAACCAACAGUGCAAAGUUUGCGGGGAACCAGCCGCCGGUUUCCACUUCGGAGCUUUUACUUGCGAAGGCUGCAAAUCGUUUUUCGGACGAACCUACAACAACCUGAGUUCGAUAUCGGAAUGCAAAAACAACGGCGAGUGCGUGAUCAACAAGAAGAACAGGACGUCGUGCAAGGCGUGCAGGCUGCGCAAAUGCCUGUUGGUGGGCAUGUCUAAGAGCGGUUCGCGGUACGGCCGCCGAUCCAACUGGUUCAAGAUCCACUGUCUGCUGCAGGACCAAAACGCUGCGGCCGCAGCCGCGGCCGUCGGCCACCACCCGCCGCACCAUCACCACCAACACCACAACGGCAGCAGUCGGUCGUCACCGCACCACCAGCAACAGCAGCCGCCGCACCAUCAGUCGCAGCCGUCGCCGUUCGGUUCGCCGCUGUACCCGGCCGGUCUGGUGCACCCCGGCCACCACUUCCUGACCACCGACAAGUUCCUGCAGGCCCGACUCAACGGUUACGGGGCCGCCGCGGCCCUGAUGACCGCAGCCGUCCAGGACGACGCGUCCUGUCGGCGCCAGGCAGCAGCUGACGCGAUCAUCAGCGGGCACCACCACCAUCACCGAAACCGCCAUCAUCAUAACAACAACAACAACAACAACAACAGCAUUGACCGACGGCACCGUCACCGUUACGACGAUGAAGACGACGAUGACGACGAUUGCGGUGGCCGCCGUCGCCGUGACGGUGACGACGAUGAAGACGACGAGGACGACGACAACGGCGAGCGCAACGACAACAACAACGGCGGUGACGACCAUUCGCCAAAGGGUGGUCGCCGUCGCCGGCGCCGGCCGUCCGCUUCCGACGACUCGGGCGGCUCGUCCAUGCCCGACGACGAGGACAACCGUGGCAGUGGCCGCCGCAAGACCGCCAGUCCUGUGCUCCGGCACCACCACCGCAGCCCGUCAUGCACCACCGGUGGCACGCCGCCUGCGUUCCGGCCGCUGUCCUCCUCGCCGUCCGCCUCGUCAACCGGUUCGGCGGACGCCAAACGCAUCCGGCUGUCCGUCAGCCCGUUGUCGGCCACCGUCGGCUCGUCGCCCGUCUCAGGUUUCCACUCACCCUACUAUCCGUUGUCCGUCACCCGACCCGGACUGACGCCGUUCGUCGGCGGCGGCCUCACGCUGUCCAUGGCCGCGGCCGGCUGGCACGCAGCAGUGGCCGCGGGGCGCACGGCCGCCGGUGGCGAUCUGCUGCUGUCCAGCCCGGCGCCGGGUGGCGUGGCCGUCGAACAGGAAUACCCCAUCGACCUGUCGCUGAAGACCACGGCCGCUAAGUACAACAGGUCGCCGGUGCCACACGCGCCCCAGUCCGCCGGUGGCCGGCACUCGGCCACCGACGACCCGGAGACCGCGGCCACGGCCACCGCGCUGCCACCUUCGCCGCUGGACCUCACCAAACGGACGGCCGAAGUCUAGUUCGACUGACCACCACCACCUGCAGCAGACGACAGCCCGCGAUAUCGCUUCGGAGGAGAAACCUUGCUAUACUACUACCUAUACCACUAUUACUACUACUACUACUAUUAUUACUACCACCUGUACCACUACCACGUUGUACCGUACCAGCCGAGUGUACUCACGCCGCCGCCGUCGUGUCCAAAAGUCGGAAGAAAUUUUUUUUUGCUGAAUUUUUCAUAUUUUUUUCGGCAUCGUCCUAGUCAUUGUAUAAAGAAAAAAACGAUCGUUCCCAAUUUCGUACAGAGGUGUAGUACCUCCAUGAUAAUAUUGAACGACGCGACCCGAAUGAGAUGUGGUGUGUCUUGCGCACUUAGACGCGUAUUAAUAUCUCUCAUCGAGUGGUUGUGGAAAGGGGGGGGGAGAAGAGCACGCGUACCGCGGUACAUUCGAAAUACAUAUAUUAUUAUUAUUACUAUACCGGUUAUACGGUUACUAUAUGACGUGGUGCGGUGUGCGUGUUUACAUUGCGGUAACCCCGUUGUCCAUUUCGGGUUUAGAAGACGAAAACAAAACGGAGAAGAAAAAAAUAGGUACUGCAGUGGGCACAUCACAGUGUCAAAGACAAUAGGAGUUUGUCACACUCGGUAACAAUGCCGGUGGGCGGCUGUCUUCGCGACAACGCAUAUUGUGCAUAUUAUAAUACACAUAUAAUACACCCUAGGCCCACACCCGUAAUUUAUUACCCGUAUUUUUAUGUUACAUAUUAUAAUAUACGUGUGGUCAACAAAGCAGUAAUUUAUUUUUUCAAGACGGAAUAAGACAAACUGCAUACAUUAUUUUAUUAUUAUUAUCAUCAUUAUUAUUAUUAUUAUUAUUUUUAUUAUUAUUAUCAUUAUUAUUAUUAAUAUUAUUUUCAUUAUUAUUAUUAUUAUUAUUAUUAUUAUUAGAUACGUCGUGUUGUGCAUACUGCACGCGCUAGAUAAAUCCGAUUUUAUAAUAUUAUUUUACUAUUUCGAUUAUAAUAUUAAAAACUGAAUAAUAAAUGAACGGGUCUCGUGUAUUAUUUUAGUUAGCUCGUCGUCUAUACACAAAUAUUGUUUAUAUAGCUACAUAAUAUUUUGUAAGAUUUAAUAUUAUUAUAUUUUUAAUAUUAAUAAAUUGUUAUUAUUUUUAUUUUCAUUCUUUAAGUUAUAGGGAUUCGGCCAGUAAUAGCAUUGUACAUACUGUAUUUCAUUUAAUAUAUUAUAUAACUUUAUUAUUUUUAGUAGGACGUAAUUGUAAUUUUAUUUUAUUUUUCGUUAUCUAUGUAUAUGUAAAAAUAAAUUGUAUAAAUUAUUGAAAUUAAGAACUUGUUAAAAAUGAAGAAAAAUAGAAAUAAAAAAAAAUUUAGAUUUUAAAUACAUCGUGGUGUUUAUUAUACAUUAUAUUCUAAUAUAAA
Acyrthosiphon pisum (pea aphid) is the source of this 3342-nucleotide messenger RNA. Its product is annotated as protein doublesex. Gene Ontology annotation, molecular function: zinc ion binding; sequence-specific DNA binding; DNA-binding transcription factor activity. The transcript has 3 exons. The record is from RefSeq and is a predicted model, not a curated record. Gene Ontology annotation, biological process: regulation of DNA-templated transcription. NCBI's taxonomy places the organism in Eukaryota, Metazoa, Arthropoda, Insecta, Hemiptera, Aphididae. The coding region runs from base 453 to 1922 and encodes 489 amino acids.